This is a messenger RNA of Sporothrix brasiliensis 5110, 861 nucleotides long. RefSeq lists its product as uncharacterized. NCBI's taxonomy places the organism in Eukaryota, Fungi, Ascomycota, Sordariomycetes, Ophiostomatales, Ophiostomataceae. The record is from RefSeq and is a predicted model, not a curated record. The transcript has a single exon. The coding region runs from base 1 to 861 and encodes 286 amino acids.
AUGGACGCCAGCGUCUACCUCAAGAAGCAGGGCUGGCGGGGCCUCGGACACACGCUGCACCCCUCCGACGACUCGUCCGGACUGGCGCGUCCGCUGCUGCUCUCGCGCAAAGACGACAAGCAGGGCCUCGGCACCGAUUCCGUUCACAGAAAGGCGGCCGCGACCGACCAGUGGUGGCUCGACGCCUUCGACCAGCAACUGAAGAACCUGGGCACGCCGGGGACGGGCUCGAGCACAAAUGGCACGGCCACGCCGACGCCGGCCGGGCCGACACGGCUCGAGAUGCUGAGCGGCAACAAGGGCUAUAGCAAAUACCGCGGAGCGUACGGGCUGUACGCCAACUUUGUGCGGGGCGGCACGAUUGACGGCACGAUGGAUGCAGAGGUCGCGAAGACGAGCUCGACGAGUGCGACGAGUGCGACGAGUGCUACGAGUGCCACGAGCGGCAGCGAGGCGAGCACCGCCGAGACGACACCCGAGCGGGAUGACACGAUAAAGCCCGGCAUGACGACGACGGGGAAGCGGAAACGACGUGAAGACGACGACGAGACAAGAAAAGAAGAGAAAACGGAAAAGAAGCGGAGGAAACAAGGAUCCGACAGCAAGGAGGCGCGGCGGGCACAAAAAGACGAGGCGAAGCGGAGAAAGAAAGAAGAGAAGAGGACGCGGAGGAGAAUAGAAAAGGCUGCAGAAAAAGCGGCCAAAAAGGCGGCCAAGAGGGAAGCGAGAGCGGCCGAAAAGGCAAAAGAAAAGGAGGCCAAGAUGGCUGCCAAAAAGGCCGCGAAGAAAGAGGAGAAGGCGCUGAGGAAGGCGGCCGAGAAGGCGCCAAAGGCACAGAAAGUGGCCAAGGCCAGCGCAUAG